UUUUUCUUUUCUGUUCUUUUCUUUUCUUUGCUCUGUUCUUCUGCGCCUCCGUUUCUUGAUGGGUUCGUUUACCUUCGAAUCGAAUGAAUGCUGUUUGUUCUUGGGCUGGAAAGGCUCGAUCUUGGGAGGGAUUAUGGGGGGGCGUUUCGUUUCUUGGUGUUGCUUGCGUUUAGGCGGCGAUCUUUUUUUUUUCCCUUUUCCUUUAGAGAUGUGAAGUUUCGGCGAUCUCUUCAGUUGGGUUCUUCAGUGCUUUGAGCUUUGAAGGGAAUUUGAUUUGUUUUCAGUUAGUAUUUCAGAAGAAGUUUGAUGUAAAAAGGGGGAUUUUAUUUUAUUUAUUUAUUUGCAAAAAGAAAUUAAUGCUGCUUUUGGAGUAGUACUAUCUUUAGCAGGGCUUAUCCUAUCCAUAAUCCACCUGUCAUUCUAUUUUCAGAACUUGCUUUUCGAGUAUGUUCUGGUUCGUAAUUUGCCGCAUUUCCAUAUAAACAUUGCGGCCGAUUUGUUCUUUCUUUUUUGUGUGUGUCCGUGGAUUGACAGCGAUAGAGAAAAGCCACAGUUUUCUGCUGUUCCAUUGCUAUUUGUACUUAUCCUCAGUGAGAAAUCUAACGUGUGUUACUUUAGGAUGCGAGUGUUUAUACGCUCUACCAACUUUUGUUUGUUUUCAAACAUCGCCGUUCAACCAAGAAAUCAACCACCAGUUGGAUUCAAAUCUUGUCCAGGCAUAUUCCUGUCAAGAAUUCAAACGGUGGUGCUUGCUAUUUCGACGUAAGGGCUUAAACGAAUUGGUUUGUCACUAUUUUGGUUUCAACACAGAAGGUUGUGGGACCAUGGUUUCAAAAUCUUAUUCAAAUCUGUUAGAAAUGAGUUGUGGAGAUGGAGUUGACUUUCGGCAACCUUUUAAAUCUCUUCCUCGUGUGGUAACCUCUCCUGGCAUUAUAUCUGAUCCUGAUUGGGACACUAGAAGUGAUGGCGAUUCAGUUGGUUCAGCAUCUUCUGUUGAGAGGAAAAUAAUUGUUGCCAACUUCCUUCCACUGAACUGUACAAAAGAUGAAGCUGGGCAAUGGUCCUUCUCAAGGGAUGAUGAUGCACUGCUCAUGCAACUUAAAGAUGGUUUUUCAAAUGAGACUGAUGUCAUUUAUGUGGGUAGUUUGAAGGUUCAGGUAGAUCCCAGUGAGCAGGAUCAAGUUGCACAGAAGCUUCUUAGAGAUUACCGAUGCAUACCUACUUUUCUCCCUCCUGACCUCCAGCAGCAGUUCUAUCAUGGCUUCUGUAAACAGCAAUUGUGGCCACUUUUCCACUAUAUGCUUCCCAUUUGUCUUGACAAAGGUGAGCUCUUUGAUCGCUCCCUGUUUCAAGCCUAUGUCCGAGCUAACAAACUCUUUGCCGACAAAGUUAUGGAAGCUAUUAAUACGGAUGAUGAUCAUGUCUGGGUUCAUGAUUAUCACCUCAUGCUUCUCCCAACAUUUCUGAGGAAGAGGUUACACCGAAUAAAGCUAGGAUUUUUUCUCCACAGUCCAUUUCCCUCCUCAGAAAUCUACAGGUCACUGCCUGUAAGGGAUGAGAUCCUGAAGUCAUUGCUUAAUGCUGAUCUUAUUGGUUUCCAAACAUUUGACUAUGCCCGCCACUUCCUUUCUUGUUGCAGCAGAUUAUUGGGUCUGCAUUAUGAAUCAAAGCGCGGUUACAUUGGAAUAGAUUACUUUGGAAGAACAGUGAGCCUGAAGAUCCUCUCAGUGGGUGUCCAUGUUGGCCGUCUUGAGUCCAUCCUAAAGUUGCCUGCUACAGUAAAGAAGGUUCAAGAAAUUGAACAAAGGUAUAAAGGCAAGAUGCUCAUGUUAGGUGUAGAUGACAUGGACAUCUUCAAAGGAAUCAGUCUAAAACUGCUUGGGUUGGAGCUACUUCUAGAUAGGAACCCGAAACUCAGAGGGAAGGUUGUCCUUGUACAGAUUGUCAAUCCAGCAAGAAGCACAGGGAAAGACGUGGAGGAAGCAAUAACAGAAUCUGUCUCUGUAGCUGAAAGAAUCAACCUUAAGUAUGGCUCUGUAGAUUACAAGCCUGUUGUCCUUAUUGAUCAUCGCAUACCAUUUUAUGAAAAGAUUGCAUUCUAUGCUGCAUCUGAUUGUUGUAUUGUAAAUGCUCUGAGGGAUGGUAUGAACUUGGUACCAUAUGAGUACACUGUUUGCCGGCAGGGAAAUGAGGAGAUAGAUAAUGCCAGAGGCAGUGACACAAAUUGCCAUCACACAAGCACACUAAUUGUGUCUGAGUUUGUUGGUUGCUCACCAUCUCUUAGUGGUGCUUUCAGGGUAAAUCCUUGGAGUGUUGACGAUGUGGCUGAUGCCUUACACCAUGCAACAGACUUGACUGAAUCCGAGAAAAGGCUACGGCAUGAAAAGCACUACCGUUAUGUUAGAUCUCAUAGUGUUGCUUACUGGGCUCAUAGCUUUGCUCAAGAUCUGGAAAGGGCAUGCAAAGAUCACUACAGCCGAAGGUGCUGGGCUAUUGGUUUUGGUCUGAACUUCAGAGUUAUUGCUCUUUCUCCUGGCUUUAGAAAGCUCUCUUUGGAACACUUUGCUUCUUCUUACAACAAGGCUACCAGAAGGGCAAUAUUUCUUGACUAUGAUGGCACUCUUGUACCCCAGUCAUCAAUCAAUAAAGCUCCAAGCGAUGAACUUAUUACUAUUCUCAACAGCUUGUGUGAUGACCCGAAGAAUGAUGUAUUCAUAGUCAGUGGAAGAGCGCGUAGUUUGCUUGAUGAGUGGUUUGCUCCAUGUCAGAAGCUUGGUAUUGCAGCAGAACAUGGCUAUUUUGUCAGAUGGAACAAAGCAGCUGAAUGGGAAUCAAGCUAUCCAAACCAUGAUUUUGAGUGGAAGCACAUCGCUGAACCGGUCAUGCAAGUUUACACCGAAACAACUGAUGGGUCCUCCAUAGAGCCAAAGGAAAGUGCUCUAGUAUGGCAUUAUUUGGAUGCAGACCAUGACUUCGGUUCCUGCCAAGCAAAGGAACUACUGGGUCAUCUUGAAAGGGUGCUAUCAAAUGAACCUGUUGUUGUGAAGUGUGGUCAUUACAUUGUUGAAGUCAAACCACAGGGAGUUAGCAAGGGUCUUGUUGUGGACAAGGUAAUUCACAGAUUGAUGAACAACGGGAAGACGCCUGAUUUCGUAGUGUGCAUCGGUAACGAUCGAUCUGAUGAGGACAUGUUCAAAAGCAUCGACAGCAUGACCUCCAGCUCCGCAUUCCCUGCAGUUCCAGAAGUCUUUGCCUGUUCAGUUGGUCAGAAACCCAGCAAGGCAAAGUACUAUGUCGACGAUGCUGGUGAAGUAGUAAGAUUGCUCAAGAAUGUAGCUGGCAUUUCGUCGCACCGGGAGGCCGUCAGCCAUGGACGUGUGACCUUCAGGGAUGUGAUGGAUUAUGUGGAGUGAACCACCUAAUCUUUGUAACAUCCAAACUUGUGUACAUUCCAAUGUCUUCAUCUAGAUUUGGCCAAAAGCAUGAAUCAUCACCACCAUUAGGACAACUACAGGAGUGCAAGCGGAAGCUCUGCAUUUUUAGUUUAGGUGAUGUAUACUCAUAUGUAGGCAAUUUUGAUAGUUGAUGAGGUUCUUGCUGGAGAACUGCACUGUGAAAGAAAAGCCCCCUGGCUUUGAAUAGCCAUCGACUUGUUUCACUUGCCAGUUAUUACCAGUUGCCAGUGUUUACCUGAAUGACUGAAUCCAAUCUCCUGCUUCACAUUGA
Messenger RNA from Oryza sativa Japonica Group (Japanese rice), 3726 nucleotides. The record is from RefSeq and is a predicted model, not a curated record. Lineage: Eukaryota; Viridiplantae; Streptophyta; Magnoliopsida; Poales; Poaceae.